CAGCCCCAGCCCUGGGUCCCCCUUCCCGCGGGAGCGGUGCCGCCCCGCCCCGGGCGCUCGCGGGGAGCAGCGGGCGGCGCCGAAAAAAAGCUUCCCGGUCGGCCCCGCCGGCAACCCCGGGAAGCCGGGGAGAAGCCGGGAGAAACGCCUGCUGCCGGCCGGGAGAUCGGUCUGCCCGAGCUGGGACGGACGCUGUCGCGCUGUGUGUCCCGGGAGGUUGUUGGAGGUUUCCCGGAGCAGCUCCCCGAAGCGGAAGGAGAAGCUUUAACCGAGCCGCUGCUGUGUUCGUACAUCCCUCCAUGUGCAAGAGAUGAUCAAGAGAACUCUGAGAACGUCACGUACAAGCAGAAAUACUGGAAAGAGAAAGUGGGUUCGCAGCCAUUUACAUGCUAUUUUAACCAGCACUUGAGGCCAGAUGAUGUGAUGCUGAAGCGCACCCAUGAUGAGACUGUCCUCUUGCAUUGCUUCCUCUGGCCUCUGGUUACGUUCCUGGCUGGAGUCCUCAUCGUGAUCCUGACCAUCUGUGCCAAGAGCUUGGCUGUCAGGGCAGAGGCAAUAAAAAAGAAGAAGCAUUUGUAA
Tauraco erythrolophus (red-crested turaco) is the source of this 579-nucleotide messenger RNA. Lineage: Eukaryota; Metazoa; Chordata; Aves; Musophagiformes; Musophagidae. The record is from RefSeq and is a predicted model, not a curated record.